UCUGACUCACUAUGUGUUUCAUUCUCAUUUAUGAAGAAUAUGUUACGAUUAUUUAAUGUGUCAAGUGUUAAAUCUUUUCAUCUUUGGCCUGCCUGUGCACACAGUCAAUUCUUUAUUAGUCGACUUCGAAGGUAACCUACUUAAAUAACCACGUUAGCUAUUUUGAGAUAGAAAAAGCUGGAGGCUGGUCCGCGGAUCAUUAGAUAAUAUCUGCUCCGUGAAUCAUAUUCGCUAUGGAAUCUUUCAACCCGGAAUCGUCAUUCAAACGAGAAUUUCAAAAGGAGUACAACAUUAUUCUGUUUGGCGAAACUGGCUCAGGCAAAUCCACUAUGAUAAACUAUCUGACGAAUUAUUUCCAUAAUGGUACACCGAAGAAUUUUAAAAUUGCCAUUCCUACGAAACAUCAUGAGGCAACCGAGGGUCUAGAGCACCACGAAGACAAUGUUCAGGAUGCUUCAAAAAGCCAAACAAGAGCCUGUACUAUAUAUGAUUUCAGAAAACAGGACACGAUAUUCAACUUCAUUGACACCCCAGGCCUCAGUGAUACUGAAGGGGUUGCACAGGAUGACUUCAAUAUUCAACAAAUUAUGGGUGCUGCUGAGCAGAGCGGAGUGCUGACAGCAAUCAUCCUCGUUAUAAAUGGAACGCAAGCCCGAGCUACAGUAAACCUACGCAACACGUUGUGUCUGUUGAGAAGCUCAAUACCAGACAUCCUUCUGCAGAACCUCGUCGUAGUUCUGACAAACUGCUCUGCUACUUCCGUCAACUUCGAUCUGGCACAUUUGAAACCUUGGACUAUACCGGAAGCGAAUAUUUUCCACAUGAACAACUCUGCUCUCAGUAGACCAGUAUCACAAUGGAUAAACAACGAGCGCAUGAAGAAAGAUUUGGAAAGGGAAUGGGAAUACUCAAUGGAAACCAUCGACGAACUGAUCCAGAGCUUGAAGCUGCUCGGUGGAAAAGCGACCGAGGCUUUUAAGCAAAUGCGCAUAAACAGAGACAGGAUAAAAUCGCAGCUACAUAGUAUCUUGCUGGACGUGAAGAAGUUCCAGGAUCUUCAAAACGAAUUAGGUAUUUUGAAAAUCACACAGCAAAAUAUAUCCACCGACAUCCAAAAAUAUUCCGACUUCAAGCGGACAAAGCGAGUGGAAUUCACAGAAUUUGAAAAAUGUAAUGAAUGCAGUACUAUCUGCUCUGUAUGCUCGAAAUUGUGCCGUGAGAAUUGGGCAAAUGUCAAUUCAUUCCACGGAGUCCUUGGAAUGACACUAGGCUCUAAUAUGAGUCUCAGAGGCAUAAUGAACUUUUUCAAAACUAUCUUUACAGGGCUGUGUAAGUGCAAACAUUCACAUUUCAGACACUACGACGACAACGUUAGGCCAGUCAAGAAAACAAAAACCGUCGAGGAAAUUCUCGAAGAUGUGAAAAACGCCUUUGAUCACCACAUGAACAAAAAUGAGAAAAUAGAGUCUAAAAUCGGUGACCUGGAUGCGGAUGUCGCUGCGCUGAAACAUGCACUUGACGAGAAAGAAGUGGAAAUCCGCAAACACUGCAAUGAGCUUAAGAAGCUCUGCUCACAGUUUAACUUUGUGGAUGAACUCCAGGGUGUGAUUGCCGUCAUGGACAGAGAUGCCCGUACGCUCACCUCGACGGAGGCAAGAGCCGAUGCCGAGAAGAGAAUCGGAAAUAUCAAACACGUGGUCGAUACGCUGUCAAGCUCUGGAAUGAGCGGCUAGAGCGUUAAAUUCCAAUAAAUCAUUUUGUUGAGGAGUAUUACAUCGAAAUAUGUGUAUAUUAACAUUGGGCUUAAACAAAUUGUUUAGUGUUGCUAUUGUCUUAUCAUAACCUAUAAAUGUGAAAUAAAGAUUUUUGGCCAUAUAUGUGGUUCGUUCGUUCCGCUGAGCGAUAUGGCUACUGGA
Aedes albopictus (Asian tiger mosquito) is the source of this 1916-nucleotide messenger RNA. RefSeq lists its product as uncharacterized. The coding region runs from base 234 to 1733 and encodes 499 amino acids. The record is from RefSeq and is a predicted model, not a curated record. NCBI's taxonomy places the organism in Eukaryota, Metazoa, Arthropoda, Insecta, Diptera, Culicidae. The transcript is spliced from 2 exons. Gene Ontology annotation, molecular function: GTP binding.